Molecule: messenger RNA, 401 nt
Organism: Labeo rohita (rohu)
Lineage: Eukaryota; Metazoa; Chordata; Actinopteri; Cypriniformes; Cyprinidae
Product: sialoadhesin
Exons: 3
Coding region: 48-392 (114 amino acids)
Biological process (GO): cell surface receptor signaling pathway
Molecular function (GO): transmembrane signaling receptor activity
Source: RefSeq, a predicted model, not a curated record
CUGUUUUAGAUGACACAGGACAGCAGUUAUUUUAUUAAUGUGUCAGUAUGGGCUCCAGUGCGCUGCCUCUCAUUCUCUCGUUGUUGUCCCUCAUCCACGCUGGACUCACUCAAGCCAAACCUGUAGUGAAGGUGACGCCAGAUCAUCGUGUGUUCAGAGGAGAGACAGUCACUCUUACAUGUGACAUACAGGAAGGAAGAAACAUUCAGUGGACAUACAGCUGGUUUAAAAAUAGAUACAAUUACUAUCCAUACAGAACAACAACAGCAGAGAUUAGUUUCAGAGCUGAUUAUCUGUCUGAUAGUGGUGAAUACAGCUGUAUAGGAGAGAGAUCAGACUCACAGAGAUCAGACAUCAGUGCUGCUGUUACACUGACUGUAUCAGGUGAGUGAUCAUAUUCA